AAAGGAUUGAAGGUUUUUUCGGUUUUCUCUCUAGAAAGGAGGAAAAAGGUGUUUAGAGAGAGAGAAAAGAGAGAGGGCUAACUGUCCAUGCUCCCCCUCGUCUUCGAAGGAUUGAAGGUUUUUUUGGGUUUCUGAGAAGAGGAAACCGCAUAAACUGAACUCAGUUAACAGGCCCGCAUCUCUCUCUCUCUCUCUCUCUCUCUCUCUCUCUCUCCCUGCUGGAAGACAUCAAACAAAAUUUACCAGUCACUUCCCGUUGAAUGAUAAGCCACAUACAAUCCAUUUUCCUCUGUUUCUCUUCUAUUCUUCCUUCCGUCAAUGGAAAGUUAGAAACUAGAUAAUCUAGUGUUACUCUCUCACACCAUGGACUCCAAUUCUCUGCGCUUCAUCACCCACCAGUCCUUCUUCUCUGCCGUGCGUUCCGGUGACCUCGACUCCCUCAAACAACUCUUGGAUAAGCUGACCGGAGCCGAGCACUCUGAUGGGUCCACCGUCUCCGAUCUAAUGUCUUUGCAGAACGACGCAGGCGAGACCGCCCUGUACGUCGCCGCAGAGAAUAAUCUUCAGGAGCUGUUCACAUACCUGCUCAGAUUCUCCGAUCUUCAGACUCUAAAGAUCAGGUCCAAGUCUGAUAUGGACGCCUUUCACGUCGCUGCUAAGCGGGGCCACUUGGGUAUUGUGAAGGAACUUUUGGGCAUUUGGCCUGAACUUUGUAACUCUUGCGACUCCACAAACACCAGCCCCCUUUAUUCAGCUGCUGUUCAGGACCAUUUGGAUGUAGUGAAUACCAUCAUGGCCGCUGAUUCUGGCUCAGUUAGGAUAGUAAGGAAAAAUGGGAAGACUGCAUUGCACACGGCUGCCAGGUAUGGCCUCCUUCGUAUUGUGAAAGCACUUAUAGAGCACGAUCCUGGAAUAAUCAGAAUCAAAGAUAAGAAGGGCCAAACAGCCCUCCAUAUGGCCGUAAAAGGUCAGUCUCCUUCAGUCGUUGAAGAGAUAUUGCUUGCAGAUUGCUCUAUACUGAAUGAACAUGACAAGAAGGGUAAUACAGCUGUGCAUAUAGCCACAAGGAAAGGCCGUUCACAGAUACUAGGCCUUUUGCUGAGCUUUACAUCUGUUGAUGUCAAUGCUAUUAACAAUCAGCACGAGACUGCAAUGGAUUUGGCAGAUAAACUGUCAUAUGGGGAAUCAGCAUUGGAAAUUAAGGAAUUCCUAGCUGAAGCCGGUGCCAAGCAUGCCAGGCAUGUUGGCCAAGUGGAUGAAGCAAUUGAACUCAAAAGGACUGUGAGUGAUAUAAAGCAUGAGGUGCACUCACAACUCAAAGAAAAUGAACAAACCAGGCGUCGAGUUUCUGGGAUUGCCAAAGAAUUAAAGAAACUUCACAGAGAAGCUGUUCAAAACACUACGAAUUCGAUCACAGUUGUUGCUGUUCUUUUUGCCUCAAUAGCAUUCUUGGCUAUAUUCAACUUGCCUGGCCAAUAUUUUAAGGAUGGACCGAAUGCAGGCAAGGCUAACAUCGCGGGCACUGCUGCUUUCAGAGUGUUCUGCCUUUUGAAUGCUACAUCUCUCUUCAUUUCUCUAGCCGUUGUUGUGGUUCAGAUCACUUUGGUGGCCUGGGACACUAGAGCUCAGAAGCAGGUUGUGUCGGUAGUUAACAAGCUAAUGUGGGCUGCCUGUGCCUGUACUUGUGGGGCUUUUCUGUCAAUAGCAUUUGUAGUUGUUGGAAAAGGAAGUUCAUGGAUGGCUAUUACUAUCACCCUUACGGGAGGACCGAUUCUUCUGGGGACUCUUGCUAGUAUGUGCUACUUUGUUUUCCGACAACGCUUUGGGUUCUUCCGCAGCGACUCCCAUAGACGCAUCAAAAGGGCAAGUGGGAGCAAGUCUUUCUCGUGGUCUCACUCUGCGAAUAUAUCAGAUCCUGAUGACUAUAACUCUGACAUGGAGAAAAUAUAUGCUCUGUAGACAGUCAUAAGAACACGAGUUAGCUCUGAUGAUGAAUGGCUAUCCCAAUGUGAGUAGUUGCUCUUGCAUGUUAGCUAUGUAUGUAGUUUGUAGUUUUGAAGGUUGUGCGAGGGAGAAAGUUGGUGCAUAAUGUAUAUUUACGAACAUUAAGUGUAUCAUGCAAGUUACAAUCUAUAUGGGAGGUUAUUUGUUUGCA
Messenger RNA from Juglans microcarpa x Juglans regia, 2155 nucleotides. Its product is annotated as ankyrin repeat-containing protein At2g01680. The transcript is spliced from 3 exons. Gene Ontology annotation, cellular component: plasma membrane. NCBI's taxonomy places the organism in Eukaryota, Viridiplantae, Streptophyta, Magnoliopsida, Fagales, Juglandaceae. The coding region runs from base 364 to 1959 and encodes 531 amino acids. Gene Ontology annotation, molecular function: protein phosphatase regulator activity; protein phosphatase 1 binding. The record is from RefSeq and is a predicted model, not a curated record.